AUGGCCAUUGACCGACAAGGCCGGUAUAUGGUGUCGACGGGCCAGGAUCUCAAGAUGAAUGUGUGGGAUAUUCGGAUGUUCAGGGAGGUUCACUCCUACUCGUGCUACCAGCCGGGUGCAUCGGUCGCCAUCAGUGACCGCAACCUCACAGCCGUCGGUUGGGGUACGCAGGUCAGCGUGUGGCGCGGCUUGUUCGACGCCGCACUGGCCGACCAAGGCAAGGUGCAGAGCCCGUACAUGGCUUGGGGCGGCGAUGGCCAACGCAUCGAGAACAUGCGCUGGUGCCCGUUCGAGGAUGUGCUGGGUGUGACGCACGACAAGGGAUUCGCCAGCAUCCUGGUGCCCGGCGCUGGCGAACCUAACUUCGACGCCCUCGAGGCCAACCCGUACGAGAACACGCGUCAACGCCAGGAAGCGGAAGUGAAGGGUCUGCUGCACAAGCUGCAGCCCGAUAUGAUCUCGCUGGACCCCAACAUCGUCGGAAAGCUGGACACCAUCAGCGACCAGAAGAACCGGGAGGAGCGCGAUCUCGACCGUCGGCCCGAAGACCCCAUGGAGAAGCUCAAGAACCGCGGUCGCGGGCGCAACAGCGCCCUACGCAAGUACCUGCGCAAGAAGGGCCGUCGCAACGUCAUCGACGACAAACGUGUCAAGGCAGAGAUGCUGCGCAAGGAGCAUGCGGCGCGCGCGAAGAACCGACUGCAGAACGAGCGAGAGGAGCUGGGGCCUGCCUUGGGACGGUUCGCCAAGAAGGAGAUAUAA
Messenger RNA from Aspergillus melleus, 762 nucleotides. RefSeq names its product putative U3 small nucleolar RNA-associated protein 7. The record is from RefSeq and is a predicted model, not a curated record. Gene Ontology annotation, molecular function: protein binding. Lineage: Eukaryota; Fungi; Ascomycota; Eurotiomycetes; Eurotiales; Aspergillaceae. The transcript has a single exon. Gene Ontology annotation, cellular component: small-subunit processome; 90S preribosome; nucleolus. Gene Ontology annotation, biological process: maturation of SSU-rRNA from tricistronic rRNA transcript (SSU-rRNA, 5.8S rRNA, LSU-rRNA). The coding region runs from base 1 to 762 and encodes 253 amino acids.